Molecule: messenger RNA, 369 nt
Organism: Emiliania huxleyi CCMP1516
Lineage: Eukaryota; Haptophyta; Isochrysidales; Noelaerhabdaceae
Exons: 1
Source: RefSeq, a predicted model, not a curated record
AUGUCCGUCUCCGCCAACAACGACGAGCCCCUUGUGCGAAUCGCGGAGGAUGACUUCGCCAAAGCCGUCUCGCUCCGCGCCAUUCUGGCAGCCUCACUUCCCUCCAUUGUUAACAACGCCGCGCAGCCGAUUGCUGCGGCGUUGCAACUCGGACUCCUCGGGCACAGCGAUUCGGCGGCGCAGCGAGUGGCAGUGUUCUCGGCGGUUGGAGCUGCCGUUACUUUUGUGGCCAACAUAUCCAACUUUGUCAUCGUCGUCACCAUGUCUCGGGUCGGCCAUGCGCUGGGCGCAAAGCGGUGGGCCGCGCUCGGCCGCACGGUGUGGACGGUCCUCGUGUGCGCGCUCGUGAUUGGCUUGCUGAGCGCCCUU